Molecule: messenger RNA, 6406 nt
Organism: Anneissia japonica
Lineage: Eukaryota; Metazoa; Echinodermata; Crinoidea; Comatulida; Comatulidae
Product: MICAL-like protein 1
Exons: 13
Coding region: 157-3018 (953 amino acids)
Molecular function (GO): protein binding
Source: RefSeq, a predicted model, not a curated record
CUUUCAGCGUAUCCAUUCUAUAUCUUAUUAACUUCCGGACGAUCGGCCCUUACUUGUGGGAAAGUCGUCGCGAGAGUAGACAACAUUACAAAAUUAGAAAAGUUUAAUAGUUUGAUGAUGUUAAGGCUGUGAACAAGCUAGUGGUUAGAUUUCAAGAUGGCGCUGAGGGGUGCAAAAGCACUGCAGGCGUGGUGUCAACAGGUGACGGAGGGUUACGAAGAUGUCAAAAUUGAAAACAUGACGAAAUCGUGGCGAGACGGCCUUGCUUUCUGUGCCAUCAUUCAUAAUUACCGACCAGAACUUAUUGAUUUUGAUGCUUUAUCGAAGGAAAAUAUUCGAGAAAACAAUGCUCUGGCAUUUGAGGUCGCAGAGCGUGAGCUCGGCAUCCCUGCCUUGCUCGACCCUGAGGACAUGGCAUCUAUGCUAAUACCUGACCGGCUUAGUAUCCUUACAUAUGUCUCACAAUAUUAUAAUUAUUUCCACGGGAAAUCACCAGCAAAGAAACGUCCAAAAGGUGGGGGAAUUGCCAACAUUGGCAAAAAAAGAGAAAAAUCAGUGGCAAAGGACCCGAGUGAGCCCCCACGGAAGAUCUCCACAAUGGGUGACAAAUGUAUAUCAUGUGGUAAAAAGGUUUAUUUAAUGGAGCGGUUGGUGAUCGAAAGCAAACUCUUUCACAGAGCGUGCUUCAAAUGUAAAACAUGUAAGGCAACUCUUCGUUCAGGAACAUACAAGAAAACUACAAAUUCUGCUGAGUUUGAAUGUUUGCAUCAUGGCAACGAUAUCUGGAAAAUACGAGCAAACUUUUCCGAGAGAGCCUCUGUGAAAACCACACCUAAACCUGUAGCUGUCAGUGGUGGUGAAGACAUCUGGCAAAGUCAGUCAGCUAAACCAGUUAAGAUGGAGAUAGUGGAAGCUCCAGUUGAAGAAUUCAAGGAGCCUGCAAAAGAGGAUGAUCCCUGGGCAUCAAGGAUCGAUCUGAUCCCUAACCAGAAGGAGUCGCCGAAGAUUCCACGUCGCCAGCAGAAACCAGAUCCUGCUGGAAAGCCAGAUUUGGUGCAGAAACCAGUUGGAGGAGUAAAGCUACCAACAGUUUCACUGCAUCCUCAUCUCCUUGCAGCACAGACAUCGCGUGAAAGGUUUCAAGGGACGGAUGAUACCAGGAAGGGUCUGAUGAAAUCACUGGCAGCUGUCAGAAGUGAUUAUGAUUCCUCAAGCUUUGGUAGUAAAGACAGUUUAAGUUCUACCUCAAGUCGUGAGAACAUGACCUCCAGCUCUGAAAUACUAACUCCACCACCUCGCCAAAAAUCAACCCCCAAGGCAGUGAAAGAUUCCCCAUUUAUAACUAAUCAAGGUUCCCCCAGCAAUUUAGAAGCUCCACCGCGAAAAAAGGGAGGGUUGAAAUCACCACUUGCAAUGAAAAAGACUGAAAAACCAGCAGAAACAGAUGAUAAUGUUAAACAAAACAGCUCAAAAACUAUAGAAACAAGUGUUGUGAGUGUUGUCGAGAAAGAAGUGACGCCAGCAGAUGGGAUACAAAGAGGUGAAGACAAGAGCAAGAAAGUACAUGAAACUGAAGAAAACAAAAAGAAAGAAUAUGAAAAAGAUAAUGAAAAGGACAAAGAUGAUAUGGAAGGAGUUGAAGUUGAUGAAAAGGGCAAGUUAGACCUUGAAGAGAAGGGCAAAGUGGAUGAAAAGAACUCGGAGAAAGAUGUUAAAAAUGAGCCAACAAACCAAACAAGUAGUGAAGGAGAAGACUCCACAAAGAACGUAACAAAAAUUGAAGUGGGUGAGUCAAAAACAGAGAUUGAAAUCACUGUUGCUGAAAAUGAUAAUUACGAUGAAGACAAAAAUCCAUUUGCUGAAUCGGGGGAUUCAGACUAUUCAGGAGAUAACCCUUUUGGAGAGGUUGACUCGGAUGAGGAUUAUGAUGAGUCUAUGAACCCAUUUAAAGACGAGGAAGAACAUAAGGAAUAUGAUGAGGGAGUAAAUCCAUUUACUGGCUCGCCACCAAAAAACUUCCCGCCGCGAACACCACCCUCUAAAACCCAGGAAAACUCUGGGGUUUCGUACUCCGUGAAGAGUAGGACUGACAUUCUUAAAGAAAUGCAACGUGAUCGAUCCACAUUGAAACAGAAGAAACGACGUGCACCGCCACGCCCCAAGGCGCCUCCUGGUCAGUCACCAGGUGCGGCAGGAGGAUUAACUCCACCUCCGAGGCAAGCAAAGAAGAAAGACCGUAAAGCACCACCUCCGCCAAAAGCGGGUGACGAUGGCCAACUGGAGUUUCAGAAGUUGCAGCAGAAGAUGUUGCAAGGAAAGGAUAAUGGAAACAUACGACCAGCAUCCCCAAGUCAAUUACGUGUAAAUCAAAAUGGAAUUAACCGAACACCUGGUGGGACCCCUGACAUAGCCAGGAAGCGGAAAUCUCAAAAGACAUUUAAAGCGCCUCCGCCUCCCCUCAUAAAACGAGAGGUGGAAAAGCACCAUGUUGACACCCUUGUUAUCCAGCGGGAAUUGAAAGAAAUUGAAAUCAAACAAAAUGACUUGGAGAGGAAAGGAGUGAAGUUGGAAGAAAAGCUAAGAGAACAAAUGAAUGAAGAUGGUGCUAAUGAUGAAGGUCUGUUGAUUGAAUGGUUUGAGCUUGUCAACAACAAGAACCAACUGGUCAGAAGGGAAGGUGAACUUGUUGCACUCGCCCAGUCACAAGAGUUGGAGAAGAAACACGCUGAGAUUGAGUUUGAUCUGCGGCGGAUUAUGCUAAAGCAGGAACAUGAAAAAACCGAUGCGGACGCCAUUGAAGAACAACGGUUACUGGACUUACUGGUGGAUGUGGUGACAAAGCGUAGUGAAGUGGUAGACAGGCUCGAGAACGACAGAAUACGUGAGGAGCAGGAAGAUGAAAAUAUACGCGUUAUGAUGAGAGAAAGUGGUUUAAGCAAGGACCCUGUAACAUCACAGAAGGUGAAGAAUAAGAAAGAAAAGAAGGAAAAGAGGAAAUCCAAAGGAAUAUUGUGGUGAUGAGGGUGCUAUAGAGGGAGCUAUAUAAAAUAUUUCAUCAAUGUAAUGGCAAAAGGUCAAUGCACUUUUACAUAAUUUCAUAAGACUCAAAUUAGCAGACUGAACAUAGCACAUUUGCUAAAGUCAUAUUUGAUCGAACAAAAAGCAAAUAUUUUAUAUAAACUUCAUUACACAGAUGAAUUUUUUUCAAGAAUUAAUUAGUUAUAUUGAUUUUGUUGGUGUAUUUUUAAUUUUUACUUUACCAUUUCAUUAUUCUGUUCUUUUUUACCAUUUCAUUUAUUGAUGUGUAUUCAAAUGUUAUUUAUUAUUUUUCCAUAUUUUUUAUUAUACCAUGAUGAUUCUUUACCAGAUUUGCCUUAAAUGCUUUGCAAAUUCCAUACAGUAUUUUUUUUUAUCUAUGCAAGGCAACAUUAGUGAGAAAUAUGUUAUCUUUUAAAAAAUUAUUGGUAAUCAUUUUAAAAUUAAAUAUAUUUUUGUAAUAAAUUUAAAUUAAGGAUACCUUUAUUUCCAUUCAAUAAUCUUUUAUUUUCAGCAAAUUAUGUAAUUAAUCUAUAUGAUAAUAUCUGUUGUUACUUUUAAUCGUGUUAACACAUCUUUGGACAACCUUGUUACAUAUGCGUAUUAGGUACAAGUCAAUAUACACUAAUUCUGUUAGAUUUGUGUAUUUUAGCAGCUCAAACAAUGGUCUUACCAAUUUUAAUUAUACUCCUUAUGUUGUUUGUUUACAAUUCAAGGCAAAGAAAAAUAUAUAAACAUUUCAAAUAAAUAUAUAAAAACUGUUGAUAACUUUUAUUUUGAGUGUAGUACAACAUGGAAAAAUUUUCAGUAAUAUUACAAUGUUAAUACAUUCCAUUCUUAAAGUUUUCACGUCACAGUUAUGCAUACCAUAUAAUGCUUUCUAACAGAGAGACACAUCCUUUAAACAAGGCUAAUCACAGACAGUCCUGAAAAACACUGUAUUUUUGUGCCUAUGACCAUGGAAAUUGUUUUUAUGAACUGUCCCCAUCACCAAAUGUUAUCUGUAUGCUAUAAGACACUACCGUAUAUUCUCACGUACAUGACAAGUCUUAAAAUAGCAAAUUACGAUCGAGAAAGCGGGGUCGCCUUACAUGCGUAACACGUACAGAUUUUUUAUUUUUUAAAUCAUAUUCGUCUUAUGUGUGGAUCGUUGCUAACACAUGCAGUUGCUAAAUAAAUGCAAUUAAUAUGGGGAAAUAAGAAUUUGAUGAACAUUUGAAAGCCCAUGAAAUGGUAUUAUUUUGAAGAUUGGCCCUACAUUUGGCUCCGUUUUUAAUGAGCUAGAUGCAGUAUCUUGACCAUAAAAAGUAGUAAAAAUGUAAGAGAGGUUGUCUUAAAGCCCAUCAUUCCAAAACAUUGUCAAAAAAUUCUCAAACUCAGGGGAUUGUCAAAUAUGCUGAUCGCCUUAUAUGCGAGUAAAUUUAUACGGUAUAUAGGCCAAAAUUUGCUGUCUGGGACAUGCACAUCGCUGCUAGUAUACUUUGUGGCUGUCUGGAAUGUUAAUAAUGCCUCCGACUCCUGGUUGAGCGGUCGCACGCUUUUUUCCCAGCCCUGAUUGCAGCCAACUAACUUGUCAGAGACUAGAAAAUGAAUAUUCUCAAGAGAUAUACUGUAUAAUUUAUAAAUAGUAUGUUUGUAGUAUAAAACACUGUAAAAUUAUAUAUAUAUAUAUAUAAAUACAAUAGUCAAUUGAGGUGUAAUUAUUUCUCGUCUGAAUAGUUAUUGUUAAUGCUAUUAGCCAAAGUGAACCACAUCAGCACUUAAAAUGUAUGCAACUUUAGUCUUAAGAGAUAAACAUAAGUUUUGCACUAAGUCGCGUAUAUUUUUUACCUUAUUGCUGUAAUAUUUUAUGUGACAAAUAGCAGUGAUUUGCCCAUAUAUGGGUGUGAUAUGACGACAUCAUGGCCAUAUAUGUUAUUAUGUUUAGGGUCUUGCUAAAGGUAUACUGUCUUUGUUUUUUUUGCAAAAGAAAUAAUAAAGUUUGUAUAUCUUUUACAUUGGAAGGUAAUCUAAAGCCUGACGUUCACUAAUGCGUUGUAUGGCGGUCAUACGACAAAUCCAAUUCCAAGAUGACGUGAUUAUCGGUAGCAGUCUUAACAGAUUGUUAUUAGGGAGAUUUUGAUUUGUGCGACAACGCAACGGAAUCAUUCUUUCCUGACCAUCCUACCGGGCAUCCCUACGUUCUCUGCAUACGUAGAUUUUGCCAAAUGUGCAUCCUAGAAUCCAUUCGACGAGGAAGAACUGAACGUUCUUGCAUGCGCAGAUGACUUUUAGUGACGUCAUUACGUUCUAUUUCCUACCGUCGUCGUGCAAUCGACAGCUCCCUGUUAAAAAUCUGUUGCACGUAUGUUGUGCCAUUGAGUUGAGCAUGUUGGGUGUUUCAAAAUAUAUAAAAGGCGUUACAAGGAACUUCAAACAAUAGGUUUACAAAAAUUAACCAAAAAAUCUUUUGUGUGGUGAUACAUUAUAUAGGUUUUAAAAAGUAAUUGAAAAUUUAAUCAGUUAAUAACCAGUGAUCAAUAAUUUUUACAAAUUACAUAUUUUUACCAGUGUUAUUAUAUUUUGAAACAUUUUAUAAUCUUAAUCAAGAUAGUAUUUUUUUUUUCAAAUGUUGUGGUUGCUAUAAAAAUAUAUUGUAUAUGUAUUUUGAUGUUUUUUUUUUUGUUAAUUAACAUUAUUUUCUUUUCAAUUAUUCAAAUGGGUGCUUUAUAAUGCUAAGAAAAGAAAUCAUUGGAAUAUAUGCAACAAAAAUAUAUACAAUAGAUUUAGAAAUAUGUGUAAUUUUGCAAUGAUGCACUCAAGAAACAAUUUAUAUUAUUUCUAAUCUGGGGCCUGCCAUCCCAAAAACAGCUUACUGUCGCUAAAUGUUAAACUGAGUAAUUGGCAUAAGAAUGUGACAGUAUUGUAUAAUUUAUUAUUAUUAUUAUUAUUAUUAUUAUUAUUAUUAUUAUUAUUAUUAUUAUUAUUAUUAUUAUCAUCAUCAUCAUUAAUAUUUUUAGUAGUAUUAGUAUUAUUCUUAUUGUUUUUUUAUUGUUCAAAGUUAUCAUUAAAACUACUAUUGUUACUUUUUUAUUAUUAUUAUUGUUAUUAUCAUCAUCAUCACCAUCGUAUAAAUAAAGUUGACAUGUUACUGUGAAGAUAGUAUGAUCUAGAAUUUUACUGAUAAAUAGACAUAUGUUGUUAAUACAUGCAGAAGGCAAAUUGAGAUGCAUCACAAACAGAAUUUGACAAAUAUUUGUUAGACCCACUCUGUCAUCUUCUUGAUUUGGAUAAUACAAGCCUAGAGUCGUAGUAUUGUAUAAAUGGUAGUAAUAUGUACAGAUUGAGAUUCUUACCAAAUAAAUAUCGGUGUCAAAUAGUAGACUUACAA